Molecule: messenger RNA, 1718 nt
Organism: Helianthus annuus (common sunflower)
Lineage: Eukaryota; Viridiplantae; Streptophyta; Magnoliopsida; Asterales; Asteraceae
Product: cytochrome P450 81Q32
Exons: 3
Coding region: 1-1518 (505 amino acids)
Molecular function (GO): monooxygenase activity; iron ion binding; heme binding
Source: RefSeq, a predicted model, not a curated record
AUGGAGUUUCCGUAUCUACUCACCACCCUCCUCUUCUUAGCCUCCUACCUCCUCACCACCCGUCUCCGCCGCCAAUCCUCCACCCUCCCACCCACCGUCUUCCCCUCUCUCCCCAUCAUCGGCCACCUCUACCUCCUCAAACCACCAAUCUACCGAACUCUAGCCAAACUCUCCGCCAAACACGGCCCAAUCCUCCGUCUCCAGUUAGGUUACCGCCAUGCCCUCGUCAUCUCCUCCCCUGCUGUUGUCGAAGAAUGUUUGAAUAAGAAUGACAUCAUCUUUGCCAACCGCCCCAAGAUGUUGUAUGGAAAAAUCAUCGGCGUUAAUUACACUAGCCUCGGAUGGUCGCCUUAUGGCGAAAACUGGCGCCACCUCCGCCGCAUUGCCGCCAUAGAGGUCUUGUCGAUACACCGUCUCAACGAGUUCCAUGACAUUCGCGUUGACGAAGCCAGACUUCUGAUCCGUAAACUGCUUUCCAGUUUCAACUCUGGUUCUUCUCAGGUAACAAUGAAGUAUGUGUUUUACGAACUAACGUUGAACGUGAUUAUGAGGAUGAUCUGCGGUAAGAGGUACUUUGGUGGAGAUAAUCCGGAGUUGGAAGAGGAAGGGAAGCGGUUCCGGGAGAUGCUGGAGGAGACGUUUGUGCUCGCCGCAUCUUCUAACAUCGGAGAUUACUUGCCAGUGUUUAGUUGGUUGUGGUUGAACAGGUUGGAGAAGAAGUUGAUUAAGUUGCAGGAAAAAAGAGAAGCCUUCUUUCAGGGGUUGAUUGAGCAACUUAGGAAAUCUAAAGGGACUGAAGAUGCAAAUAAGAAAAAGACCAUGAUUGAACUGCUGUUAACGUUGCAAGAAACGGAACCAGAGUACUACACUGAUACAAUGAUUCGAAACUUUGUGCUGGCUUUAUUAGCCGCAGGAAGUGACACAUCGGCUGGAACCAUGGAAUGGGUUAUGGCAGUUUUGCUAAACCACCCACAAGUUUUAAAAAAAGCACAAAACGAAAUCGAUAAUGUUAUCGGGAAUAAUCGUCUAGUUGACGAGUCAGACAUACCGAACUUACCUUACCUACGCUGUAUCAUAAACGAGACAUUACGAUUAUAUCCUGCGGGCCCGUUACUAGUUCCACACGAGGCGUCAAGUGAUUGUGUUGUUGGUGGCUACAACAUCCCACGUGGGACGAUGCUGAUUGUAAACCUAUGGGCCAUACAUCAUGACCCGAUGGUGUGGGACGACCCGGAAAUGUUUAAGCCAGAAAGGUUUGAAGGGUUAGAAGGGACACGAGACGGGUUUAAGUUAUUUCCAUUUGGGUCCGGAAGGAGGAGUUGUCCAGGGGAAGCGUUGGCGAUUCGAAUGCUAGGGAUGGCUUUAGGUUCGAUUAUUCAAUGCUUUGAUUGGGAACGAACGAGUGAAGAGUUGGUUGAUAUGACCGAAGGUCCUGGGGUCACCAUGCCUAAGGCAAUUCCAUUGGUAGCCAAGUUUAAACCGCGACAAGAGAUGACGAAUCUACUGUCCGAGUUAUGAGUUGAUUACAGUUUGAUUAUUGUUCUUAGUAUUAAAUAAAGUUGAAAUACUUGCAUAGCAAAUCCAUUUGCAACACACAAUGUGGUUUAAUUAUUGUUCUUAGUCCUUGAUUUGUUUGUUGAGGUGAAACCAAUGUUUGCAAGACUGGAUUGGAUACGGAUAACUGCUUUAACCGAUUAUAUUGGUAAUGUUGUUUGAUA